AUGCUGCGUCCCAAGGCUGUCCGGCACGUCGCCGCCGCCGCCGCCGGUGCCGGGCGCAGCCGGUGUCCAGCUCGACAGGCACGCGCUCUAUCCUCCACCGCCGCACGUUCCCGCCCUCCCCCGCCCAGGAACCACAAGGCAAAAGACGGCACCGUCGACGAACCCUCCUCCUCCUCCUCCUCCUCCUCCUCCUCCGCCUCGACCGCGACCGCGACAGCGACCCCACCCCCCUCGACCCUCUACGGCUACUUCCCGUUGACCCUCCCCGCCGGCGCGCCCCCCGCAGGCCCCUUCGCCGUCGACGUCCCCGCCCUGCGCCGCGAGUUCCUCUGCCUCCAGGCCGCCGCCCACCCGGACAAGCAGCCGCCCGCGCGCAAGGCCGCCGCCGAGGCCGCCUCGGCCGCCAUCAACCACGCCUACCGCACCCUCGCCGACCCGCUGCUGCGCGCCCAGUACCUGCUCGCCCUGCGCGGCGUCGACGUCGCCGCCGACGAGUCGCUGCGCCUCGACGAUUCCCCCGCCGGCGGGGCUGGGGAUGGAGACCUGCUCAUGCUCGUCCUCGACGCCCACGAGGUCAUCGAGGCCGCCGAGGCACCGCGCCACCUCGAGCCCCUGCGCGGCGAAAACGACGACCGGAUACGCCGCUGCGACGACGCGCUUGCCCGUGCUUUUGCUGCCGACGACGUCGAUGCCGCCAAGCGAGAGGCCGUCCGCCUUCGCUACUGGGUCAACAUCCGAAACGCCAUCCAUGAGUGGGAAGAGGGCAAGCCGCCCGUUCUGCAGCACUGA
Molecule: messenger RNA, 789 nt
Organism: Hirsutella rhossiliensis
Lineage: Eukaryota; Fungi; Ascomycota; Sordariomycetes; Hypocreales; Ophiocordycipitaceae
Product: putative chaperone
Exons: 2
Coding region: 1-789 (262 amino acids)
Biological process (GO): [2Fe-2S] cluster assembly; protein complex oligomerization
Cellular component (GO): mitochondrion
Molecular function (GO): ATPase activator activity; protein-folding chaperone binding
Source: RefSeq, a predicted model, not a curated record